AUUUUGGUUGAUGUUGUUUUUUAGCCAUACGUUGCAGGCAGUGUUGCCGUUUCUGGUAGGUUCCUGCCAAAAUUGGUAGGUUUUGUUUCGUUUUGGUAGGAUGGUAGGUUGACCUCAAAUUUUGGUGGGUUCUUCCAACCUACGAGUAUAAAUGCCGAGCACAUUACUGAAAAAGUUGGGGGUAACUCACAAUUGUUUGACUUGCUUUCGUUUCAGUGUAUGCAGAAUUAAACCAUUUUUUUUCUUUGAAUCAAAGUACCACUUUGACCUCGAGCUUGAAGUUUCAAUGAAAAUCAUCUGGUAUAAUUAUUAAAAGCCUUUAAUGACCCGAUCUAAACUAUAUUUCUCACGUACUCGGCGUGGACGUCGGUAGUCUAAUACUGUUAAACUGGUCUGUUUCAAAUUUCAGAAAAAAUUGCAUAAGUUCUGAUAAUGACUACGAGAGUACUAGAUCCCUUGCUCUUUUGGCUUUUGUCCGAUUGUCUUCAAUCGGAAGACCAGGCUAUAUGGCAGCUACAUACAAGUAUGGUCGGAUCUGGCCCAUACUCGAAUGCUGAGGGGUACAAUGCAACUCGUAACGGCGGAAGCGGGUAGUAAAUCUGGAGACAACUUUAUCCGACAUUGUUGUUCAACAGACAGACGGAAGGACAUGGCCAGAUCGUGUAUGAAUAUUGAAACGACCUGGUAUAUGUUGCAUUUUUGGCUUGUAGAACAUUUGGUAGGUUUUGGUCGCGUUUGGUAGGAUUUUUUCUUUAAUUUUCGUAGGAAAUAAUUUUCUUGAGUGGCAACACUGGUUGCAGGUAUACAUAUCGAUUGUUCUUCACUUUUCUUCUUUCUUAUUAGUCUUUUAUUCUCACUCUCUCAUUCUGGAUGCAACCGUGCGGCCGAAAUUACUUGUCCGCCUAUAAAUCUUAAUCUCCCGAUUCGAAUCCUGGCGAGAAAAUCCGAAAAUAUGCCCCUUAAUUGAUUCGAUCACGCUUCAGCCUCUUAACAUUAAGAGCUCAAUCCCAAGGCAGCCGGUUGUACGUACCGGAUUGACCCGAUGAAGGCCUUCAUCGGCAAGGGCUGCCGUCUCAGUGUACAACACAACACACUGCUACAACAACAACAUUAAGAGCUGAAACUUGGUACAGAUCAUUUUUUUUUAUCUACAGUCAUGUUCAGUUCGAAUAUAGAAUUCCAUUUUCGAACUAUAUUUAUAUACUGUCCCCUAUAUAACCAACCCCGGUUUAGUGUAUUCAGCUCAUAAAAGAAAUAUUUUUUUUGUUCAAGUUUUUUGCCCGUUAGAGCGAAGAUUAUUAAAUUUUACAAUUUUUGUUUGUUUCUGUUUCGAGACGAGGUCAAUGAUCGGAGAUUGCAAAUGAAAAAGAAAGCCAAAUAUAGCAACACACACCAACCUCUAUGGGACGCGUUUCGUCUUUGGUUAGAAGACUUUUCAACCACAUUAGGUGUGAUGGCUUCAAGGGCCGUGCAUUGGUAUCUCGUAUUUGAAUCGUAUAAAUUGCGAAAACGCCUCUAUGAUACAAUUACCAAAUUAACCACGCUCGACAACCCUGUCUAUUAACUGUACUUUUUCCCAAUGCAUGUAUUUUUGUGUAAUGACAGACUUUUUUUCUGUGGCAAUUACACUUCUUCCGUAGUACACAUGUAUAUGUGCAUCUGUUGGAAGUUGUAUUGGUGGCUUCGAACGCUAGGCAACGGAAACGGCUCUGGCUGUUGCUCUGUGUGCCCAGGUUCGAAUGCCGGCCGGGCCCUGCCGAAUUUUUUAAUUUUUCAAGUUUUUUGCCUGUUAGGAUGAAGAUCAUUAAAUUUUACAAUUUUUAUUUGUUUCUCUUUCGAGACGAGCUCAAUGAUCGGAGAUUUUACUCUAUUUAUUCAAAAUAUCCAAAAAUGUCUUAUAUUAGUUCUCCUUUUAUACGUAAAUGGUCUAGAUCUAGAAAGCUGACACAUAGAUCGAUCUGCUAAUAUAAGGUUGAGCAUGUUCAGCUCAUAAAAAGAAUACUUUUUACACAAGUUAUUCAAGAUAUCCGAAAGCGUGCUAUAUUAGACCUCCUUUCUUUCGAAAAUGGUCUAGAUCGUAUCAUAUUUCGAUCUUCCAACUAAAGGUUUAGAAAUUAUAGAAAGCUAAUUUUGAUAGCCGAUUACGCUAAAAUUUAAUCAAUCCAUUGUAGAGAGAGAGCGAGAGGGGCAUGAUACCCUCUACGUUUGCGUCGAACAACAUGUGAACAUCUUGGCCUCAUAAAAAACGGAAAUUUAGAUAAUUGGUAUUACUGAUCUAUCUACGUCCUUUCCCAAUACGGUCCACAUCAAAUCUUAGUUGAAUAUAGCUGUUAUACCGUUCUCCAGAUGAGAAAUAUACCUAUGGUUGUGGGUAUCUAAUUUUGUGGCUUGGGCGAGCUAAUGACACAUUUUUUAUUUUUGCUUGGUUUUAGCGUUGAGUAUGUGAGUAAAUAAUGUGUUUUCGUAUCGGUGUAUCAGUAAUCUCCUUUAUUAACUAAUAUUUUCUUUACCAAAAUAGUAAUAGGCCGACUUUAGGAACAUGUCAUGCCGAACAAUGGAAAGUGGUACCGACUACUGGUAAAAAAGAGUUUUUUUUUUUUUUUUAAAUUUAAAAUGUCACAAAAUUAAUAAAACAAAUUUUUGGUUAAUGCAUCUAAAACAAAAGAAAAUUUCAAAUCGUAAUUACCAAAUUUCAAUUGAAUUGAACAUUUGUAAUAGGAAGGAGGAUAGAUGGAAAAGGCAAAAUCCUUAAACUGCCGACUACUGGUGCACUUACCCUAUACAGCUAUAUCACAUUAUGAUCCGAUCUGGACCAUAUCGAGCAAGGAUUUUGAGGAGCUAAAAAAACUUACAGUUUCCAAUUUCGUUGAUAUUAGGUUGUUGCUGUAGCAGUGUAUGUGUGCCCUGAUGAAGGACUACAUCGUGUCAAUCGAAUACGCACAACCGACUGUCAUGGAAUUAAGAACAUGUUUUCGACUUUUAAUCUUGAGAUCGGACUACACGGCAGCUUCAUCAAAAGAGUCCGAUCUGGACCUUAUUCGGAAAGAGUGACCCUAGCACAAAUCUCUGUUCCAAAUUUCAACGAAAUCGAAAACAAAUGUGACCGUAUAGGUCCAAGACCCCCUAUUGGAAGAUCGGUCUAUAUGGCGGCUAUGUUGCACUUACCUAUAAAUUACUUAAAAGUAGGUCAUUCAUGUGACAGCGAAAGAGAUGUGACAAAUAACGACGUUAUCUUUAUUUAAAUGCAUAUCACAAGUUUGCCACUAAAUCCAUCAGACGAAGAAGUGACACAUAUGUAAAAGUCAUAUUUCGAUCUACGCUAUGCUAUGAUUUAUUAAAUAAAAACCUUCUGCAAAGUUUUGACUUUGGCACUUACAUCUUGUUGGCAUUUAGAGGAGGAUAUAUUAAUGCAGCGAAUAUUAAUACAGAACAAGCUCUGUUAUGUUGAUCACCUUAUAAAAUAAACACUUCAAGCUGUGAUAAGGUCGAAAACCUUUGUUGUUGGAACCUAGUUACAUCUUGUGCUAUGGCGAAUAUGUGCCGCAUUAUAAGCAACACUAUACGUGUGUUGAGCGUAAACCAAGCAGCAUUGACGCAGCUAGCAUUUGCACAAAACAUGACAAAAAAGGAGCGUUUAGGUGUUAUGAAGGCUUCAGAAACUCAUCCGUAGUAAGUGAACAAAAGGUUCGGAGUAGAAUGGAAGAUGUCGUUUUUUGUGGCUGGCCAGAAAGGGUUUUUAAUCCCAUCAUGGAUUUGCAAGGAUUUCACCGAAUCAAGUCUCUGACCAUAGAGUACAGUCAUUCGGAAAUAAUUUUAGAUUUUCCGGAAAUGUUUUACCUACAGACAAUCAACAUUUCCUGGACGAACUUGUCUCAUCUAGGCAGUCAGAAAACUUUCAAAAAAAUUCACGCAUUGAAAAUUGUAGAUCUCAGGUGGAAUAAACUGAUGCAACUGGAUCCUUUAUUGCUGCCGCCGACUUUUGAACAUCUGUAUUUGGGGGGUAAUCCGUGGAACUGCACAAAGAAUUUUAAGUGGCUUUUGGUGCCGGAGAAGGGUAACUAUGUUGCAGAUCGUGAGCUGUUGGUAUGUGCUGAUCGCAAAUAUAAGGAUAGGAACGUGACGACAGUCAUGAAUUAUAAAGUGAUGCUAAGAAAUGCUUGCCAAUCGCACGAGGAUUUAAAAAAUUGUUCUUGUUCCAUGCAUCACAUUAUUCCAAAGACACAUUUGCCUUUGUACACAGUCAACUGCUCCCACUUGGGCUUGCAUUUUUUACCCGCAUUUUUGCCGGAAAAUACAACAACGUUAUUUGCCAACAACAAUAAGAUUACAGACAUAUCACCCUUGAGGAACAAUAUUCACUACCGUUAUGUGGUUGAUGUCCACUUGGAUAACAAUAUGAUAGAGACCAUAGAUGUGCUAGAAGGCGGCUAUUGGCUGGAUCAUUUUCGUUUGUUAAGUUUAAAAAAUAACAAAUUAAAAAAGAUACCUGUGUAUGCACUGGACAAUGCAUUGGACGACAAUGCAAAUGCGAACCUCUUGCUUCUAAGUAUGAACCCCUGGUACUGCUCAUGUAAAUUUGGCAUGCGCUUCAGGGAGAUCGUCAUAAAAUACAAUGACAUCCUAAGGGACGCUUGGAAUAUAACAUGCACCUACAAACAAGAUGAAGAGGAAAAAAUGUCAACAAUUAUGGCCAUAACCAGAGAAGAUGUUUGUAAGCCCAAGAACGAAUCCAAAAUACAUGUCCUGGAUUGGAUUAAUGGAGCAUUGGCUAUAAUGAUUCUACUUAUAUUGGCCAAGUUAGGAUACGAUUACUACCACUACAAGAAUUAUGGACGAGUUCCAUGGAUAGUAAUGAAAUUGCCAUGAAAUUGUGUUCGGUACGGUAAUCAAUGGCAUUUACUUACAUAGAAUAGAAUAAAGUUCGGAUAUCAUUUUCAAAUGCCAUUUUAUUCAAAACUAGAACAAUGCAUGUGUGCUUAUGCCUAUAACUAGUAAUACAAUUUAACUAAUUCUUAUUGCAAAUUCCUAAAAUGUAUGCCAAAAAGUAUUUCAUUAUAGUUAUAGUAAGUUUGCCUUCUUAAACAAUGCUCCUAACAUUGGUUAUAUG
This is a messenger RNA of Stomoxys calcitrans (stable fly), 5107 nucleotides long. RefSeq names its product protein singed wings 2 (gene swi2). The coding region runs from base 3697 to 4866 and encodes 389 amino acids. The record is from RefSeq and is a predicted model, not a curated record. The transcript is spliced from 9 exons. Lineage: Eukaryota; Metazoa; Arthropoda; Insecta; Diptera; Muscidae. Gene Ontology annotation, cellular component: plasma membrane; extracellular matrix.